UUGAACCGACCAUUAACGUUGUCUGAGAAGAUCCUGUACGGCCACUUAGAUCAACCCGCCACCGAAGACAUCGAGCGAGGCGCCUCCUACUUGCGAUUGCGCCCAGAUCGAGUAGCGAUGCACGAUGGUACUGCUCAGAUGGCUAUGCUUCAGUUCAUCUCAUCUGGAUUGCCGAAGACUGCUGUUCCAUCUACGAUUCACUGCGACCAAUUAAUUGAGGCUCAAAAAGGAGGAGCUCUAGAUCUAACUAGAGCAAAAGAUAUCAACAAAGAAGUGUACAAUUUUCUUUCAUCGGCUGGGAACAAAUAUGGCGUUGGUUUUUGGAAACCAGGCUCUGGGAUCGUACACCAAGUCAUGCUUGAGAACUAUGUUUCUCCAGGUCUCUUGCUUAUCGGAACCGAUUCUCACAUGCCUAAUGGAGGGGGGCUGGGAGCACUUUGUGUUGGGGUUGGUGGAGCUGACGUCGUCGACGUAAUGGCAGAUAUUCCAUGGGAGCUCAGAUGUCCGAAGGUUAUGGCGGUUAGACUUUCCGGAAAGCUUUCUGGGUGGACUUCGGCAAAAGAUGUCAUCUUGAAGGUUGCUGAUAUUUUGACCGUGAAGGGAGGUACUGGAGCUAUAAUGGAGUAUAUUGGUCCCGGUGUUGGCUCGAUCUCGGCGACGGGAAUGGGAACUAUCUGCAACAUGGGUGCUGAAAUUGGAGCGACUACAUCGGUGUUCCCUUACAGUGAAAACAUGAGAAAAUAUCUUGAAGUAGGUGCUCCUAUGUUUCGCUUUUGUAAGUUGCUAAGUGAUCGUCUUAACCGAGCUGCACUUCACAUUUUGAAAACUCAGGCAACUGGACGUGCAGAAAUAGCGAAAGAGGCUGGUAAAUACAAAGAUCUCCUCACUGCUGAUAACGGAGCUCACUAUGAUCAGAUUAUUGACAUUAAUCUGGAUACUCUUAUUCCGCAUGUGAAUGGUCCUUUCACUCCCGACCUUGCGUCACCAAUUGAUAAGCUUGGCGGGAAUGCAAAGAAGAACGGUUGGCCACUAGAAGUCAAAGCUGCACUGAUUGGGUCAUGUACGAACUCUUCUUAUGAAGAUAUGACUAGAGCUGCAUCUAUUGCGAAGCAGGCUGUUGAUAGAGGACUUAGAGCCAGAACCAUGUUCUUUAUUACCCCUGGAUCUGAACAAAUACGUGCAACUGUUGAAAGAAAUGGCAUUUCAAAAAUAUUCACUGACUUUGGAGGACUGGUUCUUGCUAACGCUUGCGGACCUUGUAUUGGACAAUGGGAUCGUCAAGAUGUCAAAAAAGGAGAGAGGAACACCAUUGUGACGUCGUACAAUCGAAAUUUUACCGGUAGAAACGACGCUAAUCCGGCCACGCAUGCGUUUGUCACAUCACCAGACAUCGUGACUGCCCUGGCUAUUGCUGGAACACUUGACUUCGACCCGCGGAAAGACCAACUUUCAGCUCCUGAUGGUUCAAAAUACGUUCUCAGCCCUCCAACAGGAAUAGAUCUCCCAAAGAAAGGAUACGAUCCUGGCCAGGAUGCAUACCAACCACCAUCUAAUUCUGGA
Molecule: messenger RNA, 1560 nt
Organism: Angiostrongylus costaricensis
Lineage: Eukaryota; Metazoa; Nematoda; Chromadorea; Rhabditida; Metastrongylidae
Source: the annotation of a GenBank genome assembly